AUACCUUCUAUGAUAACCACUAUCAAAUUUAGUACCCUUUCUUCAAUUAUACCUUUCCUCAUUAUGGCCCAAUCUCUCUUAUUCACAGUGAAGAGAAGUGCCCCUGAAUUUGUAAGACCAUCAAAACCAACACCUCAUGAAAUAAAAUUACUUUCAGACAUAGAUGACCAAGAAGGGUUACGUUUUCAAAUUCCAGUGAUACAAUUUUAUAAAUAUGAUCCAAAUAUGGCAGGAAAAGACCCUGUUGAUAUUAUUAGAAAAGCAUUAGCAAAAACACUUGUGUUUUAUUAUCCAUUUGCAGGUAGAUUAAGGGAAGGUCCUGGUAGGAAACUUAUGGUGGAUUGCACUGGAGAAGGUGUUUUGUUUAUUGAAGCUGAUGCAGAUGUUAGUUUGAAAGAAUUUGGUGAUGCUCUUCAACCUCCUUUUCCUUGUUUGGAUGAGCUUCUUUUUGAUGUUCCUGGUUCUUCAGAAGUGCUUAACUGUCCAUUGUUGGUGAUUCAGGUAACACGCCUCAAGUGCGGUGGUUUCAUUUUUGCUCUUCGUCUAAACCAUACAAUGAGCGAUGCAGCGGGUUUGGUCCAAUUCAUGAGUGCCUUAGGUGAAAUUUCUUGCGGGAUGAAUGAACCUUCAAUCUUACCGGUAUGGCAUAGGGAGCUUCUAAAUUCAAGGGAUCCACCGAGAGUAACAUGCACUCAUCGUGAAUACGAACAAGUUCCCGACACCAAAGGAACAAUUAUUCCCUUAGAUGACAUGGCUCAUCGCUCUUUUUUCUUCGGUCCAACCGAGGUAGCAAAAAUUCGCGCUCUUCUCCCGCCUCACCAACAAAAACAAUCCAAUUUUGAAAUCCUCACUGCAUGCCUUUGGCGUUGUCGUACAAUCGCGUUACAACCAGACACUGACGAAGAAGUUCGCAUAAUCUGCAUUGUCAAUGCUCGUGGCAAGUUUAAUCCACCGUUGCCAAACGGUUACUACGGUAAUGCUUUUGCAUUUCCUGUCGCGGUUACAACCGCGGGGAAACUAAUGGAAAAUCCAUUAGGGUAUGCACUAGAGUUAGUUAAAAAAGCUAAAUCUGAUGUAACUCAAGAAUACAUGCAUUCAGUUGCAGAUUUAAUGGUUAUCAAGGGUCGACCACAUUUUACUGUGGUUAGAAGUUAUCUUGUGUCUGAUGUGACACGUGCCGGAUUCGGAGAUGUUGAAUUUGGUUGGGGAAAAGCUGUAUAUGGUGGACCAGCUAAAGGAGGAGUUGGUGCUAUACCUGGUGUUGCUAGCUUUUAUAUACCUUUCAAAAAUGCUAAAGGAGAGGAAGGUUUGGUUAUACCACUUUGUUUACCAGCUCAAGCCAUGGAGAAGUUCGUUAAAGAGUUAGAUAGUGUGCUUAAGAACAACAUCAACCAACCUACUAUUGGUGGUCCAAAACCUAGUUUCAUUAUUUCUUCCUUGUAGACCUUAAACUAAUGUUUGUUUCAAUUUCCUUUGCUAUGAUUGGUGUGAGACUAUAUAUAAUCACGAUGGUCAAUUUUAGUAUAAUAUAGUGUGCAAGUCUUUCAGAAAUGAGAAACAUGUCAUUGCUACUUCCAUCA
This is a messenger RNA of Medicago truncatula (barrel medic), 1580 nucleotides long. Its product is annotated as benzyl alcohol O-benzoyltransferase. The transcript has 2 exons. NCBI's taxonomy places the organism in Eukaryota, Viridiplantae, Streptophyta, Magnoliopsida, Fabales, Fabaceae. Bases 10 to 1443 code for a protein of 477 amino acids. The record is from RefSeq and is a predicted model, not a curated record.